Molecule: messenger RNA, 2559 nt
Organism: Aspergillus ibericus CBS 121593
Lineage: Eukaryota; Fungi; Ascomycota; Eurotiomycetes; Eurotiales; Aspergillaceae
Product: DUF1446-domain-containing protein
Exons: 4
Coding region: 1-2559 (852 amino acids)
Source: RefSeq, a predicted model, not a curated record
AUGCCGACAUUCUACCAGUCGAUCACCCCCGAACUCCGCGACUGGACCCUCCGCCAGAGCGUCUUUUUCGUGGCCUCGGCCCCUCUGCAAGGACGCCAUGUCAAUGUGUCACCCAAGGGCUUUCCCGACUCGUCAUUCGCCAUCCUGGGUCCCAACGAGGCGGCCUAUGUUGAUGCCACCGGCUCGGGCAGUGAAACCAUCAGUCAUGUGCGCGAAAACGGACGAGUCACCGUCAUGUUCUGCUCGUUUGACGCUUCCCCCGGCAUAGUCCGCUUCUUUUGCACGGGAUCCGUGAUCGAAUGGGAUGAGCCUGAAUUUCCCUCCUACCUCGAGCGGAUGGGAGGCAAGCAUGUGGUAGGAGCGCGUGCUAUCAUCCGUCUGAAUGUCUUCAAGGCUCAACGUUCGUGCGGCUACGGGGUCCCGCGACUGUCCCUGAAAGUCGACGCCGAGACCAAGGACACCAACCCGUUCCUCCAAGACCGCAAUACACUGGGCCACUGGACGGGCAAAAAGGUUCAAUCCAACGAGCUUCGCGCAUACCAAAAGGAGUAUAAUGUCCGUAGUCUCGAUGGGUUACCUGGACUACACACAGCGUUGAAGGAUGACCAUCAGCUUAUCUGGUUGAAGCAGGUGGGCAACUGGGCGCGACGCCAUCGCGAUGAGAUCGAGAUGGUCAAGACCUCCUUCCUGAUACUGUUCAUCUCCAUGGCCAUCUUACAAUGGGCUGGAUAUUUCGCUCGAAAUCAUCCCCGGGAUCCAGUCGAUGUGAUCAUCGCGGACUUCAUGAGUGAGGCGAAUAUGGUAACGGCGGCUGCACGCAAAGUGGAACAGGACCGGCUCCAGGAGAGAGGGGAACAAAAACCCCUCACCGACAAUGCGCCAGGCUAUGAAGCCGCGUUCCUCUUGGCUCUGAGCCCAGCCCUCGAAGAUCUAGCAAAGCACGGCAUCAAAGUGGCGGUCAAUGCAGGCAACACGGACACAGAAGGCCUAUACAAAGUGGUGAAGCACAUGGUGGAUGCAAAGGGACUGGACCUCAAGGUGGCUUGGGUCUCCGGGGACGAAGUCCUGUCAAUCAUCAAAGCGGCACUCUCGUCGGGCGAGUCCACCUUCAACAACAUCUACACGGGCGAAUCUCUCUCCGACUGGCCUUUCGAGCCCAUCUUCGCUCAGUGCUAUUUGGGUGGGCUCGGAAUCGCGGCCGCAUUAUCCCAGGGAGCCGAUAUCGUACUCUGCGGACGAGUAUCAGAUGCAUCACCCGUUAUUGGAGCUGCGUACUGGUUCCACAACUGGGAUCGCACCGACCUCGACCAGUUAGCCAAUGCCUUCGUGGCCGGUCACCUCAUCGAAUGCAGCAACUAUGUCUGCGGAGGAAACUUCACCGGCUUCAAGUCGCUAGAACACGUCGGCCGUGACGGCUGGACCAAUAUUGGGUAUCCCAUCGCGGAGAUCUCCCCCAAGGGCCAAGUCAUCAUCACCAUGCAGUCCUACGCAACCGGCGGCGCCGUCACCGUCGACACCUGCUCAUCCCAGCUCCUCUACGAGAUUCAAGGCCCCUGGUACUUCAACUCCGACGUCACGGCCAUCCUCAACGACGUCUACUUCGAACAAGUCGGAACCAACCGAGUCGCCGUGCACGGCAUCCGCUCCGGACCACCACCACCUACCACCAAAGUCGGCAUCACAGCCCGCGGCGGCUUCCAAGCCGAGGCGACUUGGUUCCUCGUCGGGCUCGACAUCGACGCCAAAGCCCGCAUGCUCGAAGCUCAAAUCCGCCAUCUCCUCUCCCCAUACUCCUCCAAAUUUACGGCCCUCCACUUCUCCACCCUGGGCUCCGCAGCCCCCAAUCCCCAAGACCAAGACAGCGCCACCGUCUGCUUCCGCAUCGUCGCCCAAGCCCGUCACGCCGACGACCUCUCCCCAAUGCACUUCCUCCGCCACAUCGUCGACAACAUCAUGCAAGGCUAUCCGGGGGCCACCUUCCACCUCGACUCCCGACAAGGCUUCCCCCGUCCCAUCUACGAAUACCACGUCAGCCUCCUCCCCCAAUCCUCCAUCCACCACCGCGUCCACCUCCCCUGGCUUCACCAAACCCUCACCAUCCCCCCUCCCCCAACCACCCAAACCUACCCACCCCAUCAACCCUCCCAACCCAUCACCUCCGCCCCUGACUCCAUCCCCAUCCCCACCCCCUCCUUCGGCCCAACCACCCCCGCCCCCCUGGGCUUGAUCGUCCACGCCCGCUCCGGCGACAAAGGCCCCGACGCAAACUGCGGCUUCUGGGUCCGCCACAGCGACGAAUACCUCUGGCUGCGAACCCUCCUCUCCAUCCCCACGAUCACGCUCCUCCUCGGCGAGAAAUACACCUCCAAUCCCGACCUGCGGAUCGAGCGUUUCGAGCUCCCGAAUCUGAGGGCCGUGCAUUUCCUGUUUCGGAAUUUGUUGGAUCGGGGAGUGGGGGUGACGACUACGGUGGAUUUCUUGGGGAAGAAUGUGGCGGAGUUUUUGAGGGCCAGGGUUGUGGAUGUUCCGGUGAGGUUUUUGGGGAGGGGGAGACUGUAG